Molecule: messenger RNA, 747 nt
Organism: Meloidogyne enterolobii
Lineage: Eukaryota; Metazoa; Nematoda; Chromadorea; Rhabditida; Meloidogynidae
Source: the annotation of a GenBank genome assembly
AUGGAUAGAAAUGGAAUGAGCGAUCCAUAUAUAAAAUUGACUAUAUCGCCAGAACGAAAGCCCAAAUUUGAGACACGAAUAAAGAGAAAUAGUUUGAAUCCGGUCUUUAAUGAAACAUUUGUUUUUAAAAUCCCUUUCCCUGAACUCGGCCGCAAAACUUUAGAACUUGUUGCGUUUGAUUUUGAUCGCCUUUCUAAAGAUGACCAAAUUGGUCAAAUUUUAUUGCCAUUAAACACAGUUGAUUUUGGCCAAACAAACGAUAGAUGGAUCAAUUUUGAGGCUCCACAUGAAAUUGAAGAAUCGGAAUCCCGAGGUGAUAUUUGUUUCUCAACACGUUAUAGACCAGCAACAGGAACACUAACAGUUACAAUAAUGGAAGCUAGAAAUCUUAAGAAAAUGGAUGUUAGCGGUUCUUCAGAUCCCUAUGUAAAAAUCUAUCUCUAUGAAGGCAAAAAAUUGUGGGCGAAGAAGAAAACGGCAAUAAAAUUUAAAACAUUGAAUCCAUAUUAUAAUGAAAGCUUUCAAUUUAAAGUUUCUGCUGACAAAAUGGAGCGAGUCCAUUUGUGUAUAUCUGUGUGGGAUUAUGACAAAAUGAGCAAAAACGAUUUUAUUGGAGAAGUUAUUCUAUCUUCUAUAAAUUUACAAAACCCUCAAGUUGUUCUCGCUGCUCAAGAACAUUGGACUGAAAUGAUGCUUACUCGGAGACCGGUUGUCCGGUGGCAUGCCCUUCAGACGCGUGAAAAAUGA